UUAGUUUUAACCUUCAGCCAGAGUGAAAAAAGGAUGGAUUACCUAUUAACUCUUAAGGCAAUUAUUGACUUAAAAGAUUAAAUAAAUAAGCGGUACAUCCUUCACUCAAGAAAAUGAAUUCAAGUGUUCCAUAUAUUGAUCCUGAAGCAUAUUGCUUUGAAAAUAUCUUAUGUUACAAGACACCAUGGACUACUGGAACUAAGAUUGCUUUAUAUUCUUUCUUUUAUGCAAUUGUUAUAAUAACAAUUACAGGAAAUUUGAUUGUAGUAAUUUCUAUUUCACAUUUUAAACAGCUUCAUUCACCAAAUAAUCUUCUUGUUCUUUCACUGGCACUUGCAGACCUCAUGCUUGGUGUGUGUGUUCUUCCUUUUAGCAUUAUGACAGCUGUUGAAAGCUGCUGGUAUCUGGGCGCUGUAUUCUGUAAGAUACAUACAAUUAUAGAUGUGAUGCUCUCCACAGUAUCAAUUUUUCAUUUAGGAUUUAUUGCCGUUGAUCGCUAUUAUGCAGUGUGUGAUCCAUUGUCCUACCCAAAUAAAAUUACUAUUAGAACAGCAAUCAUCUUUGUAAUUGUUGGUUGGACAAUUGGAUUCAUGUACAGCUUUGGGUUAAUUUUCAAGAGUGCUUAUAGUCAAGGUUAUGAAGAUCUUUUUGCUCAAUUGUCAUGUAAUGGUGAUAAAUGUAUACUUCUUUAUAAUGAAACAUGGGCCUUAGUUAAUGCUUGCACAUUUAUGAUACCUUGUUUUGCAAUGAUUAGUACGUACAGACAAAUUUUUAAAGUGGCUCGUAGACAAGCCAGAACAAUACAAAGUAUGGAACACAAAGCACAUUCUCUUGAAGCAAACAAGAAUCGACUCGUGCAAAACAGAGAAUGGAAAGCUGCCAAAACUUUAGCAUUAGUAAUGGGGGUGUUUGUUUUCUGCUGGCUGCCUUACUUCAUAAUAAGUUUGGUUAAUGUUUUCACAAAAUUUUCAGCAUCUGAGUUUUUAAUUUUGUUUUCUGUUUGGCUGGGCUACAUGAACUCCGCAUUUAAUCCACUUAUAUAUGCCUUUUUCUAUCCCUGGUUUCGCAAAGCAUUGAAACUUAUAAUUAGUUGUGCUAUCUUUGAAACAAGUUCAUCAACAGUUAAGUUAUAUGCUGAAUAA
Messenger RNA from Erpetoichthys calabaricus (reedfish), 1142 nucleotides. RefSeq names its product trace amine-associated receptor 4-like. Bases 114 to 1142 code for a protein of 342 amino acids. Gene Ontology annotation, biological process: G protein-coupled receptor signaling pathway. The record is from RefSeq and is a predicted model, not a curated record. Lineage: Eukaryota; Metazoa; Chordata; Cladistia; Polypteriformes; Polypteridae. The transcript has 2 exons. Gene Ontology annotation, molecular function: trace-amine receptor activity. Gene Ontology annotation, cellular component: membrane.